UCACCUUUUUGGACGCCAGAAGGUUUCAUACUGUGACAGCAAUAAAUAUUCAGAGAAGAUUGAUUCUAGCAAUAAUGAAUUUUUGAACUUUAUUUCUAAAGUUGUAAAAAAUGGAAUAACAUCUGGAACAUACUCUGAACGUGCAGAUUUAAUAAUAAAUAAAAUUAAACCUGCCAUACAGCAGUUGGAAUAUGGUACCAUGUUGAUUAGUUGUGAUACCACUAUCACUAACACAGUAAACUCAAUGUUUAAAGAGCUCCCGAAAGUAACAGAAGAAGCAACAUGUUCUUUAAGCUGUAAAUUAACAGUGAACUCUUUAAAACUAAAGAGUUAUAUAUCAUACCAGACGGAAAAUAGGAAAAUAAAAAACUUGGAAGAUUUUCUCGACAACUGUCUUCAAUCCGUACAUUCAACAUGCCAAUACAUGGAAUCCGGACAUAUUUGUGAGGGAGUUAAAGAAAUUAUGUCACAUGUAUCUGAUAUGCAUUUAUUCAUCGAUGUUUUUUAUUAGGAAGGAGAUGAAGUGGUUUCAAACAAUCAUAGUUCGUAUACAACAGCGCAAGUUAAAAUACGACUGUCUGAAAUACCAAAACUGUUUGUAUACAACUACAUCACUUAUGAAUUAAGAGGAGUAGUCAGUUUUCAACCGGCACAAUCAAAACUAAGAACAUCAUUUGGGCAUUACAAUGUAUACGCUAUUAAAGGAACUAAACAUUGGCAAUUGUUUGAUGACCUCAAGAAAAAACCAAUUCCAGUAAAGGAAAAUAAAGAAGUUUCUUGUGAACUACUGGUUUAUACUAUUUAAAAUAACUAUGCCCAAUAUUUUUUUAUGCAUUGCUAAAUUGUAAUCAUACCUUUUAACAUACUUACUUUUUAAUUACAGAAUAAAUAGCUGUUUCAUUCAAAUUUAAUUUAAAUACUAUAAUAUUUAAGGCUUCCCCAGUUUACAGCAAAUCUGCUAAAUACUUACGAAAAAAAAAAGUAGUUUGAAAACAACUAGGUGGUAACUUGCAAAUUUCAGAUGAUCAUUAUAUAGAAGGAACUGUGAAAUGAAUUUUUUGAAGCCACGGGGGCUGGUGUGACGUUUCGCUGCCCCCCCCCCCCCGUGCAUUUUUGAUUUUUGGAGGGGAAGGAAGGUCGUGCGAAUUCCCAAAAUAGACUUGCGAAUUACGUGCUAAAUAUUUGCAUAGUCUGUUAAUAGAUUUUCUUUGGGGGGGGGGGGGGGGCUGGCGAAACGUACGUCUGAUUAAUCAGAGCCACCAGAUGUCCAGAUGUAACGAACCGAUGAAACGAUUCCGUAUGGGAAAAUUCUAUGAAAAUUAAUUUUUGUAUUUCCAAUAAUACGGUUUAUUGGAUGGUUUUAGACUUGAGAGUAAAAACACCUAUCAUCAAUAUUGUAGGAAUGAAGUUAAUCUGUAUAUGUAAUGUAUACUUAGUUUAAGAAAAAUUAUUUUAAUAACUGCAUUUUUGAACUCCUGGACUUUGAUAAGUACCAGCUUUUAUUAUCUUCUUUUGUAGUUAUUUUAAGGAGGAUGAAUAGCAUGGAAAAAUUCUAUAAAAAUUCUA
Messenger RNA from Myzus persicae (green peach aphid), 1566 nucleotides. RefSeq lists its product as uncharacterized. The transcript has 3 exons. Lineage: Eukaryota; Metazoa; Arthropoda; Insecta; Hemiptera; Aphididae. The coding region runs from base 200 to 511 and encodes 103 amino acids. The record is from RefSeq and is a predicted model, not a curated record.